GGAUCCAGGGAAAGGACGGUACUGGAGGGGAGUGGGGACAAAAGCAGCUUCCAAGGUAAACUCACUUGAGUGACUGAGGCCAGGCAAAACACACGGGAAAGAUUAUCUGUAGCCUGAGACCCUUUCAUAGACACUGAUGACACGUUUGUACAAAACAAGCAAUUUGAGGAGAAACUUCUGGGACGUCAGAAAGGAGUGAUUGAUUAAUAGUUGUGUUUAAGUGACUUUAAAGAGAACUAACGUACACUAUUAGGGAGGAGGAAGAGCAUUACAAAAUCUCCAACAGCCGCCGCAGCAACCGCGCGAUAAAGGAAGGCUUUGGAUGAAGAUGGGAGACAGAGAGGUCAGCUGCUUGUUGACCUCCCUCACUGUAGUCUGCCUAGUGGUAACCCCUGGGAGCAGGGCCUGUCCUCACCGCUGUGCCUGUUACGUGCCCACAGAGAUGCACUGUACAUUUCGGUACCUGACCUCCAUUCCAGACGGCAUCCCAGCCAAUGUGGAACGCAUAAAUUUAGGGUACAACAGCCUUGCUAGAUUGGCAGAAGAUGAUUUUUAUGGGCUGGACAAACUGGAGUUACUCCUGCUGCACAGUAACGGCAUUCACACAGUCCCUGACAAGACCUUCUCCAGUUUGCAUUCCUUGCAGGUCUUAAAACUGAGCUAUAACAAAGUCCAAAUAAUUCAGAAGGAUACUUUUUAUGGGCUCAGGAGCUUGACCCGGUUGCACAUGGAUCACAACAGCAUUGAGUUUAUCAACCCUGAGGCAUUUUAUGGACUCACCUCGCUCCGCCUGGUACAUUUAGAAGGAAAUCGGCUCACAAAGCUCCAUCCAGACACAUUUGUCUCAUUAAGCUAUCUCCAGAUAUUUAAAACCUCUUUCAUUAAGUACCUGUACUUGUCUGAUAACUUCCUGACCUCCCUCCCAAAAGAAAUGGUCUCCUACAUGCCAAACCUAGAAAGCCUCUAUUUGCACGGAAACCCAUGGACCUGUGACUGCCAUUUAAAGUGGUUGUCUGACUGGAUACGGGGAAAGCCAGGUAUAAUAAAAUGCAAGAAGGACAGAAGCCCCUCCAGUCCUCAGCAGUGUCCCCUCUGCAUGAACCCCAGGAUCUCUAAAGGCAGACCCUUUGCUAUGGUACCAGCUGGAGCUUUCCUGUGUACAAAGCCAACCAUUGACCCAUCACAGAAGCCAAAGAGCCUGGCUAUUCAGGAAGACAAUGGAUCUGCCUUCCUGUCACCCCAAGAUUUCAUAAAACCUUUCGGUUCCCUGUCUUUGAACAUGACAGACCUGUCUGGAAACAAGGCCCAUGUGGUCUGUAGUAUCCAAAAGCCGUCCAGGACAUUGCCAGUUGCAUUCACUGAAGAAAAUGACUACAUCAUGCUAAAUAUGUCAUUUUCAACAAAUCUGGUGUGCCGUGUAGAUCAUAAUCACAUUCAGACAGUGUGGCAACUACUGGCUUUGUACAGUGACUCUCCUCUGAGACUGGAAAGGAAGCCACAGCUUACUGGGACUCCACAGCUGUCCUCCAAAUAUAAACAGGUGGCUCUUCUGCCUGAAGACAUUUUUACCAACAUAGAGGCUGAUUUCAGAGCCGAUCCUUUUUGGCUCCAACAAGAAAAAGUUUUCUUGCAGCUGAACAGAAACACCACCACACUUAGCACAUUACAGAUCCAGUUCUCCAGUGAUGCUCAAAUCACUUUACCAAGGGCAGAGAUGAGACCAGUGAGACUCAAAUGGACUAUGAUUCCAAGAAUGAACAAUACCAAACUGGAACACACUGUUUUGGCUGGUGGCACUAUUGCCUUGGACUGUCCGGGCCAAGGUGACCCUUCACCUCACUUGGAAUGGCUUCUAGCCGAUGGGAGUAAAGUGAGAGCCCCUUAUGUUAGUGAGGAUGGGCGAAUCCUAAUAGACAAAAAAGGAAAAUUGGAACUCCAGAUGGCUGACAGCUUUGACACGGGCCUUUACCACUGCAUAAGCACCAACUAUGAAGAUGCUGACAUUCUUACCUAUAGGAUAACCGUGGUAGAGCCCCAUGUCGAAAACAUGCAUGAAAACGGAGUUCAGCAAACAGUGGUCUCUGGUGAGACACUCGAUCUUCCAUGCCAUUCCACUGGUAUUCCAGAUGCUUCUAUUAGCUGGGUUCUUCCAGGAAACACUGUGUUCUCUCAGUCAUCAAGAGACAGGCAAAUUCUUAACAAUGGGACCUUAAGAAUAUUACAGGUUACCCUAACAGACCAAGGUCAUUAUCGCUGUGUAGCGGCCAACCCAUCAGGGGUGGAUUUUUCCAUUUUUCAAGUUUCGGUCCAAAUGAAAGGCCAAAGGCCAGUUGAGCAUGAUCGGGAAGCAGAUGGAUCUGGACUUGGAGAACCCAAUCCCAGUGUUCCCUCUAGGCAGCCACCAUCUUUGAAACUCUCUGCAUCAGCUUUGACAGGGGCAGAGGCUGGAAAACAAGUCUCCAGGAUACGUAAGAAGGACAAAUAUAGAGAGUUCAUACAUCGACGGCGUGGGGAUUCCACACUCCGGCGUUUCAGGGAGCAUAGGAGGCAGUUCCCUCUCUCUGCUCGGAGAAUUGACCCACAACACUGGGCAGCACUUUUAGAGAAAGCAAAAAAGAAUCCUGUGCCAAAGCAGCAAGAAAAUACCACAGUAGAGCCAGUGCCGCUGGGUGCUCCACUUGUGGCGCUCCCUGCUGAGGAAGAACACGCUUCCGGUAUGAUUUCUCUAGAUGAAGAAUUCACAGUUCAUAAAACUAAAGCUUCUGGUGUCACAGAACGGUCAUCAACUGCUGACUCCAGACCAGUAUCUUAUGGCUUUGUGACAAGUGUAACUUCUGGCAUAGAAGUCUUCUCUACUAUGAAUCCACAAAUACUACCAUCUAAUCACCGUCCCGAUUUCAAACUAUCCAAUGUUAUUGACACCACAGCUGUGUCAAAGAGAAUACACCCAAGUGGAACAAGCAAACUAGAAAAUGCAACCAACCAAAAUUCAAGCAUUAUCUUUCCAUCAGUAUCUGGAGUAACUGAAAUUCAGGAUGCUGUUCAGAUGGGGAGAAGAGCAUCUUCCCAAAGUACACACCCAGUCCCAGGGGGAACCAUGGCUGCUGAUGGCUGUGCCAACAUGCCAAGUAUCUGCACCAGCAAAGCUGAUACAGUCUUGCCAUCAGCAAAUCCAACAGAGGAUUAUGAGCAUCACACACUUAUAACAGGAGAGAGCCGAGCGAGGAAUAAUGACACUUCUUCUCACACUGCUAAAGAUCCUAGCUUCCCUAAGCACCUUUCAGAUUCACACACUGCUGCCCCUUCUCUAUUUCACAUGCCUAGAAACAGUACCGCUAACUUCACCUUGUCCAGGCACUUUGGGAGACAGAGCAGAGGACGACUUAUAAGCCCAUAUAGAACCCCAGGUCUCAGACGGCAUAGAUAUAAGAUUGUGAGGCCAGCACUCAAGGGACCUGCUAACAGAAGUACUAGUGAAUUUUCAGCAACAGAGCCCAAUAGGAUGUGCCCAACCUGUUCUUCUACAGAGAGGCUCACCCUGGCUACUACAGCAUGGUCCAUUCCAGGCUCAUCCAUCAGCACCCUCCCCAGAGCUAUCAUCACCGGGGACAUAGCAGAAAAGUCUACCACUGUGGUUCAGAACCCAGCAUUAUUAUUUAUGAACAAACAAAACGUAGAUAUUGAGACAUUAACAACUACUAUAAAAUAUUUCAGAGAUGAAAGUACCCAAGUGACUCCCAAUGAAGCAAGCAUGACUUCUGCUCCAACACCUGUAUCCCUGGAAAAAAAACCAGUAGACAAUAGUGGUUACCCGAGUGUGUCUAGUACCAUUCAAGCUGAAAGAGAUUCAGUGGUGACAACACCACUUCCCAGUCUGCGCAGCAAACCCUCGAUGCCAACAAAAGCAACAAACAAAAAAUUCUCAAGAAAGAAAAUUCCCCGGCACCAAAUCUUUACAAAUAACCAUAGCAAAAAAGGGAUGUUAAAGAAUCUGUAUCAGUUUGGUUUACAAAAGAACACAGCCACACUGUUUCCCCAAAUAGCUCCUCUUUUACCCACAGAUCAUAGCCCCCCCUUACCUUCUACAACAGUCUCUGCAACUCUGAUGCAAACUCUGUCCGCAGCAAUGGCUUCCACUCACCACAAUGCCACUGACGGUGCCAGAAGUCUCUCAGGUGGCAAGCAGCAGCCCUUCACCAACUCCUCCCCAGGGCUUCCUAGGGCCACAAGCAAGGGAGGUAGUACAAUGACCUUCCUGUCAAUGGAAACUGCCACCCUGGCAACUCCUGCUGCCCCUGAAUCUGUCAUGAUCUCUGAAACCCAAAUAGCAAGUUCCAAAGAAGCAAAAGACCAAAUAAAGCGGCUUCAGAAGAGCAGGCAUGACCCAAACACCACCCCAGGGCAGAGUUCAGGCUUCAGCAUGUACCUGGCUCCAACAGCAGCUGACACUUCCUCGACUUUCACUCCCUCGUCACGACAAGACACUAGCAGAAUUGUAAGCACAGUUGCUCUCCACUCAGAAACCAGUCUCUUGGGCCUCACUGAAGUGUCACAGAAGUGUACUCAGACUUUGGGAAAUACAACAGCUUCAGAAAGGACUUUGUUCAACCUUUCACAGGAGGUAACCACCAUGAAAAGAGCUUCAGACAUACCACCAUUCCUCAUCAGUGGGGUGCCUCUGAUGCCCAUUCCUUCCCCUCCUCCCUUUACUAGGGGUGUGGUUACAGACAGUGAGGUCACACCCACAUCGAUUUUCAAGACGAUGACCAAUAGAAUGGUCACCAUUAAUGAAUCCUCAAAGCACAAUAGAGAUCUGCAGCAAUCCUCAGCAGAGCCUGGCCCAGAUCCCAGGAUCAGAACUGGAGCCACUUACUCUACCUCCUCUAAUCUGUUCCUUUCAACACCUGUGCCAACAUUAAGAAUAAAUAAACCACAGAAUUCUAAAUGGAAGCCCUCUCCCUGGCCAGAAAACCACUUUCAGCGCAAGUCAUACUCAGAAACUAUUGUAAAGGGCAAAAGACCAGCAGGGAGCAUGUGGUCCCCUCUCAGCUUUCCAGAGGCCAGCACCCAUGCCUUACAUUGGAAUGGACAGAAGCAUGCCGAGAGUGUCUUUGAUAAGAAACCUGUUCAAAAUCCAACUUCCAAACUCCUUCCCUCUGGCUCUUUACCUAGAACUAUAUUGGAAAAACCAAGAAUAAUUGGAGGAAAGGCUGCAAGUUUUACUAUUCCAACCAACUCCGAUGCCUUUCUUCCCUGUGAGGCUGUUGGAAACCCCCUGCCCACCAUCCACUGGACCAGAGUCUCUCCAGGACUUGAACUAUCCCAAGGGACACAGAAAAGCAAGUUCCAUGUGUUUCCUAACGGCACUUUGUCCAUCCGGAGGGUCACUAUUCAGGACCGUGGACAGUACCUGUGCUCUGCAUCUAAUCCUCUAGGCAAAGACCACCUUCAUGUCAUGUUGUCUGUGGUUUCCUAUCCUGCCAGGAUCCUGGAGAGACAUGCCAAGGAGAUCACAGUUCAUUCUGGAAGUACUGUGGAAUUAAAGUGCAGAGUGGAAGGUUUGCCAAUGCCUACAGUUUCCUGGAUACUUGCAAACCAAACAGUGGUCUCAGAAACAUCCAAGGGAAACAGAAAGGUCUGGGUAACGUCUGACGGGACCUUGGUCAUCCGCAAUCUGAGUCUCUAUGACCGUGGCUUUUACAAGUGUGUGGCCAGCAACCCAGCUGGCCAGGAUUCACUGCUCAUUAAGAUACAAGUCAUCACAGCUCCCCCAGUUAUUCUAGAGCAGAAGAAGCAAGCCAUCAUUGGGGUUUCAGGUGAAAGUUUGAAACUGCCCUGCACUGCAAAAGGAACUCCGCAGCCCAGUGUUCACUGGGUCCUCUAUGAUGGGACUGAACUAGAACCGCUGCAGUUGACUCAUCCCAAGUUUUUCUUGUAUUCAAAUGGAACUCUGUACAUAAGAAACAUUGCUCCUUCAGACAGGGGCACUUACGAAUGCAUUGCCACCAGUUCCUCAGGCUCAGAGAGAAGGGUAGUGAUUCUUACAGUGGAAGAGCGAGAGACAGUCCCCAGGAUAGAAAUUGCCUCUCAGAAAUGGACAGAGGUGAAUUUGGGUGAGAAACUACUACUGAACUGCUCAGCUACUGGGGAUCCAAAACCUAGAAUAAUCUGGAGGUUACCAUCCAAGGCUAUCAUCGACCAGUGGCACAGAAUGGGCAGCCGCAUCCAUGUUUAUCCGAAUGGAUCCUUAGUUAUUGGACCAGUGACAGAAAAAGAUGGUGGUGACUACUUGUGUGUGGCAAGGAACAAAAUGGGAGACGAUCUGAUCCUGAUGCAUGUCCGUCUAAGAUUGACACCUGCCAAAAUUGAACAGAAGCAGCACUUUAAGAAGCAAGUGCUCCAUGGGAAAGAUUUCCAAGUUGACUGCAAGGCUUCUGGCUCCCCUGUGCCUGAGGUAUCCUGGAGUUUGCCUGAUGGAACAAUGAUCAACAACGCCAUGCAAGCUGAUGACAGUGGCCACAGGACCAAGAGGUACACCCUCUUCCACAACGGGACCUUGUAUUUCAACAAAGUUGGAAUCGCAGAGGAAGGAGAUUAUAUUUGCUAUGCCCAGAAUACCUUAGGGAAGGAUGAAAUGAAAGUCCACCUAACCGUUGUAACAUCCAUCCCACGGAUAAAGCAAGGCGACGAGACCAACAUGAGGAUCAGGGCUGGAGACACAGCUGUCCUUGACUGUGAGGUCAUUGGGGAACCCACACCAAGUGUAUUUUGGUUGCUGCCUUCCAAUGAUGUCAUUUCAUUCUCCAAUGACAGGUACAUAUUUCAUGCCAAUGGAACUUUGUCCAUUAAUAAAGUGAAAGUGCUGGACUCUGGGGAGUAUGUGUGUGUAGCUCGGAACCCUAGUGGGGAUGACACUAAAAUGUACAAACUAGACAUUGUCUCUAAACUUCCACUAAUCAAUGGUCUGUACACAAACAGAACUGUUAUUAAAGCCACAGCUGUUCCGCACUCCAAAAAACUCUUUGACUGCAGAGCAGAUGGGAUCCCAGCUCCCCAGAUCAGGUGGAUUAUGCCAGAUAAUAUUUUCCUCACAGCUCCAUACUAUGGAGGCAGAAUCACAGUCCAUAAGAAUGGAACCUUGGAGAUUAGGAAUAUCAGGCUUUCUGAUUCAGCGGAUUUUAUCUGUGUGGCUCGGAAUGAAGGGGGAGAGAGUAUGCUGGUGGUACAGUUACAAGUACUGGAAAUGCUGAGAAGACCAACAUUCAGAAAUCCAUUUAAUGAAAAAGUAAUUGCUCAGGUUGGCAAGUCCAUAGCACUGAACUGCUCUGUUGAUGGGAACCCACCACCUGAAAUCAUCUGGAUUUUACCUGAUGGCACACGGCUUUCUAAUAGACCACAACAUUCUUCCUAUCUGAUAGCAAGCAAUGGUUCUCUCAUCAUUUAUAAAACAACUCGGAACAAGUCAGGAAAGUAUCGCUGUGCAGCUAGAAAUAAAGUUGGCUAUAUCGAGAAACUCAUCCUAUUAGAAAUUGGACAGAGGCCAGUUAUUCUGACAUAUGCACUAGGAAUGGUAAAAAGUGUCAGUGGAGAAUCUCUAUCACUGCACUGUCUGUCUGAUGGAAUCCCUAAGCCAAAUGUCAAAUGGACUACACCAAGUGGUCAUGUCAUAGACAGACCCCACGUUAAUGGAAAGUACAUACUGCAUGAAAAUGGCACAUUGGUCAUCAAAGAAACAACAGCUUAUGACAGGGGAAAUUAUAUCUGUAGGGCUCAAAACAGUGUUGGCCACGCAGUGGUAACUGUUCCAGUGAUGAUUGUGGCCUACCCUCCCCGAAUUAUAAAUUACCCACCCAGGAGCGUACUCAGGAGGACGGGAGAAGCAGUGCAGCUCCACUGUAUGGCCCUGGGAGUCCCCAAGCCACAGAUUAUCUGGGAGAGGCCAGGACACUCCCUGCUCCCAAAGGCAAGAGAAAGGAAAACCCAUGGAAGUAAGCCGCUUCCCCCACAAGGCACGCUGGUCAUUCAGGAUCUCCAAACCUCAGAUUCUGGAGUCUACAAAUGCACAGCCCUGAACCUACUUGGCACUGAUUAUGCAACAACUUACAUUCAAGUCAUCUGACAGGAAGUAAAACCAAUACUGAACAGAGUCAACAUCUGAAGGGUUUAUUGUUUUUGUUUUUUUGUGUUUUUUUUUUUUUGGAAGAAGUUUAAUCAAAGGCAGCCAUAGGCAUGGAAAUGAAUUUGGAUACAUUUACAGUAUUAAAUUUACAAUGGACAUGCAAAAGAGACUUGUAAAUAAAUGCAUUAUGAAAUGA
This is a messenger RNA of Peromyscus maniculatus bairdii (prairie deer mouse), 8315 nucleotides long. It is a transcript of the gene Igsf10, whose product is annotated as immunoglobulin superfamily member 10. Lineage: Eukaryota; Metazoa; Chordata; Mammalia; Rodentia; Cricetidae. Gene Ontology annotation, molecular function: protein binding. The record is from RefSeq and is a predicted model, not a curated record.